AUGAGUCAGACUCGUGGUACAGAUGCUGACGAAGACAGGCGUACAAGGUUUCUCUAUAGCGUUGGCGGAAUCCCCUUAACGGUGUUUAUUGCUUUGGCAGAGUGCGCGGCGAAGAAUGGAGGAUCGGUGGUGGAACACCAUUCGUCUUCUUACUGGCAAUCCUUAGGCCAGCCUUACUUCGACAACACGACGAAGAGGGAAACCACGACGACCGUCGGCCAAUCCGCUUACCUGCACUGCAGGGUGCGCAAUCUUGGCGAUCGUGCUGUCUCGUGGAUCAGGAAGCGAGAUUUGCACAUUCUGACUGUAGGAAUCUUAACUUACACGAACGACCAGCGUUUCCAGUCGUUGCACAGUGACGGAAGUGAUGAAUGGACCCUGAAGGUUACUUCACCGCAGGUUCGAGAUAGCGGAACGUACGAGUGUCAGGUCUCGACCGAGACGAAAAUCAGCCAGGCUUUUAACUUAAGCGUAGUAGUGUCCGAGGCGAAGAUCAACGGGAACUCAGAGCGGUACAUCAAAAGCGGAAGCGACAUCAAUCUGACCUGCAUCGUAUUGCAGACACCUGACCCGCCGUCCUUCAUUUAUUGGUACAAGGGUGACCACGUGAUAAAUUACAGUCAAAGAGGUGGCAUCAGCGUAAUUACUGAAAAGCAAACGCGAACGUCGCGUCUCUUGAUAUCCAGGGCGUUGCCUGCUGAUUCUGGAAAUUACACGUGCGCCCCGUCCGGGGCCAACUCAACCAGUGUCCUAGUCCACGUACUCAAUGGGGAGCAUCCUGCGGCGAUGCAGCAUGGGAAUUCGAGCAACAGCGGCGCGGCAACGAGGACUCUCGCGUUGCUCCUGUUGCUUUUGCACGCCGGUUCGUUCGCGAGGUGA
Messenger RNA from Habropoda laboriosa, 879 nucleotides. RefSeq names its product hemicentin-1-like. Gene Ontology annotation, biological process: synapse organization. The record is from RefSeq and is a predicted model, not a curated record. Gene Ontology annotation, cellular component: neuron projection membrane. Lineage: Eukaryota; Metazoa; Arthropoda; Insecta; Hymenoptera; Apidae.